Messenger RNA from Leptinotarsa decemlineata (Colorado potato beetle), 2272 nucleotides. RefSeq lists its product as uncharacterized. The record is from RefSeq and is a predicted model, not a curated record. Lineage: Eukaryota; Metazoa; Arthropoda; Insecta; Coleoptera; Chrysomelidae. Gene Ontology annotation, molecular function: calmodulin binding. Gene Ontology annotation, cellular component: spindle pole. Gene Ontology annotation, biological process: spindle organization; mitotic cell cycle; establishment of meiotic spindle localization.
AUGGAGAGUGAAGCUGAUUCUGUAGAGAAAAAGUUGAAUGUAGACGAAAAUACUCAUACAAACGACCACAUUGAAUCAAUUAUGGCAAAUGAUACACAAACUCUUUCAGAAACAAAACAAUUGACUUCAAAUGAUACUGGAAACAGUGAGAGUGAAGAACCAAUCAUGAAAUCGGAUAAAUCAAAUCUGGUAUCUUCGGAAUACGAGGUGAGAAAAAUUGUCAACCAAGGGGAAACUGACCAGGUUGUAACUGAAAGUGAUAAGAAGAAUUCUCAGCAAAAUGAUGAGAGUUCUAGUGGAGAGAUUUUGAGUCAAAAAGAAAAUGAUCAAAUUAUUACCAAAAGGCAAAAACUCCUGACGGGAUUAUCAUCUGCUUCUGAAACGGGAGAAAAUGGUGAAAAGUCCGUCAUUCCUAAUCUAAACGAAUACAAAGAUGAUUCAUCUGGCACCAAGAAUAAGAAAAAUAAAAUUGCCAAACUGAAUCAGUCAGCUGACGAGAACAAAAUUGAUGAAACACCUCCAGAACCAGAAGUGGGUAAACUUGUCAACCAAAGAGGAACUGGUCAGGAUGAAACACAAAGUGAUCAUGAGACUUCUUUACAAGAUGACAAUGGUUCUAGUGAAGAGAUUUCGAUUCAAAAAGAAAAUGAAGAAAAAGAAUCUGCUAAAACACAAGAAGUACCUGUCCGUUUAGUAAAUGAUUCUGAAACAGACGAAAAUGAUGAAAAAUCACAAAUAGUUACUCUAAACGAAUGCAGAGACGUUGCAUCUGACUCCAACGAUAUGGAAAUGCAUGAGGAAAUGAACAACCAGAAUGAAACGGAAAAUUCCACACAAAGUGAUACAAAUCCCACUGAAGUAGCUGAAGAUAUCUGCAUUCAGAAGAAAAUUGACGGAUUGGAUGGAAUCAAUCCAGCUGACGAGAAUGAAAAAUAUGAACACCCCACGGAACCUGAGGUCAGAAACAAUGUCAACCAAAGAGAAACUGAUCAGGUUGAAACACAAAGCGAUCAUGUGAAUUCUCAACAAAAUGACAAUAUGUCUAGGGGAGAGAGUUUGAUCCAGAUAGGAAAUGAGGAAAAAGUAUCUACGGAAACACAAGAACUGCCUAUUCAUUCACCAAAUGACUCUGAUACAAAAAAUAUUGUCAAUCCAAACAAAUUAUGUGGCUCCAAGGAAAUGAAAAUAAAUGAUGAGGAAACAAAAAACCAGAAUGGAACUGAGAUAAUUGAUAAACUGAAUGACACUAUCGCAGUUGACAAUGAAAUCAAAGUAUCUGAAUGUGAAUCUGAGUCUUCCAAGGAAUGCGAUGAUUCCAAAGAAAAUAGUAAACAAUCUUCUGGUGGAACAAAAAUGGACGAUUCAGAAACUGACCAUAAUCACAUAAAUAUCACAGUAACAAAAAAGGAACUCGUGGAAAAUGAAAAAAGUAAAUGUGGGGAAGAAGAGUUGAUGGGGAAAAGUGGAGAUAAUGUUGGAAAUGAAGAUACUCAUGUCAAUGCACAAGAAAACGUUACCCAAGAUUUUGAGGCUUAUCCUAAGAAUGAGUUUGAACAUGAUGAUAAUGAGAGAAGUGAUACAGAAGCGAAACUAGAACAGGAUGAAAAUGGGGAGAAUAAGAAAACAUCUGAGAAUGUUUUCAAUAAUGAAAAUAUUUCCAGUGAUGAUGAAACUGCUUUGACAGAUCUUACAAAGAAAAAUAAUGCGAAGAAUGAAGCAGACGUUGGAAUAAUAGACAAGGUGGCCAAAAACUAUAUUAACUACGUUAUUGAUAAGGAGAAAUUGAAAUACGAUAAUGAUCAUAUGGACAUAGAUUAUACAAAUACUUCACAAAAAAUAGUGAAUGGUAUGGAAAAUGAUCAACCAACAGAUUCGGAGUUAGAAAAAAACAAUGAAUCUCAUUCAUCACCAGAUGUUCAGAAGAAUGGAAGUGAGAACCAAAGUAGCUUCGAUCGAUCCAAACUACGCGAAGAAUUGGAUUUAUCUUCUGCAGAAGAAUCUGUUAUUGAAAAGGAAACCGAUAGUACUGAACGAAAUGAGUUGAAAAAGAACAUUAUCUCAACUCUAUCAAUAGCUGAAACUGGAAUGAUUUCUGCACCAGCGAAAAAAUUUAUCAAUGAUUUCAUCAGUAAUGAGAGAAGUAAACAAUUUGGUGCGAAUGAAGAAAACUACAAUGUCGGGGAGAAUGAGAGAGUACGAGGUAACAUAACUGAAAUUGAGUGUUCUAGCACUACUGACCUGAAUAGAAAUAUCGGAGUAUAUAUAUCCGAGA